This is a messenger RNA of Procambarus clarkii (red swamp crayfish), 3161 nucleotides long. The record is from RefSeq and is a predicted model, not a curated record. Lineage: Eukaryota; Metazoa; Arthropoda; Malacostraca; Decapoda; Cambaridae.
AUGGGAAAGGGGGAGGACGUGUGGGUGACUGAGGAAGGGGGAGGAAGGGGGUGGGAGACUCAAGGCCUGGCAGUGCGGACACCGUCCAUCAGCUGGAUAACGAAGGAGCAGGUGGUGGACAUUGGGUCCAGCGUGCAACUUGAGUGUUCAGUACAGUACUCACAGGACUACCCGGUGUUAUGGGUCAAGCGGGGCGCUGGGGAUGUACAGGACCUGCCCAUCUCCAGUGGACCUGGCCUUAUCAUUAGGGAUUCUCGGUACGCCCUCAGACAUGACCAGGGCUCUGCCACCUACAUUUUACAAAUCAAGGACAUCCAGGAGAGUGACGGCGGAGACUACAUGUGUCAGGUCCUCAUAGGCAUCAAUAACCGCAUCACUGCCAAUGUCAACCUCCUCGUGCGAAGACCACCUGUCAUUUCCGACAACUCGACCAGGUCUGUGGUGGCGAGUGAAGGAGACAGUGUAGAACUGUCGUGCUAUGCAGGGGGCAUGCCUAUCCCAGAGAUAUCGUGGAGGAGAGAAAAUAAUGCCAUCCUCCCGACUGGUGGUUCAAUUUAUAGGGGUAAUGUGCUGCAAAUUGCCAACAUUCGCAAGGAAGACCGUGGUACCUACUACUGCAUUGCCGAGAAUCAAGUCGGUCGUGGUGCACGUAGGAAUAUCAACGUAGAAGUUGAAUUUGCUCCUGUUGUCAAGGCAAUCCGUCCUCGAGUUUACCAGGCUCUACAAUAUGACAUGGAUUUGGAGUGCCAUAUCGAAGCCUACCCACCCGCUGCAAUAUCUUGGGUCCAUAAGCAGGAAUCCAUUGUUAAUAAUCAGCAUUAUAGUAUUUCCCAGUUCGCCAGUGCUGAUGAAUAUACAGACACCACUCUUCGUGUUUUGACAAUUGAGAAACGUCAGUUUGGUAAUUACUCAUGCAUGGCCACCAAUAAGCUUGGUCAGUCAGCAGCCACUGUGCUGCUCAGCGAGACCACCACGCCCGUGUGCCCGCCUGCGUGUGGCACUCUCACCUACUCUGCUGCCCACACGCCCACGCCUUCCGUCCUGGCUCUCCUCGCCCUCUUUGCUGCUAUCUUCCUCAGGAACUAAAGAGAGCAUGUUGUUCCCAACAUUCGGUACCGAGGCAUGUUGCUCUACACAGCAGGCUCCGUCACACUUACCUCACCUUCAACCUUUUCUCUGGCCUGCCUCUUGUCAUCUCUCACAAGCUCAUGGUAUAGUCACUCUGACUGUGUGCAUUUAUGCUGACACAUCAGCCCUGAUGUAGGUCAUAUGUUGUAGUCAGUUUGAUCUACACUAGACAUCAGUCUAAAUUAUGUGCUAUACUUAAGUAUCAUUUAAACUUUACAAAUAUUUAAGAUUUUCCUCAUCUGCCUGAAGAGAAACAGAUUAAAAUAAUCAUGGAACACAAGUAACUUGUGAACAAAACAUCUUAGGUUUGCAGUUACAUUACAUCACUGUUGCUCAAUUACAAACUGCAACUUGGUAUCCAUUAGGAAUUUCUUACUAAUUUAUCAAAUCCAACAAAAAGUUAAAAUUUCCAAUAUAUUUUGUUUCGUGAUAACGAGUCAGGUAAUUCUCUACUAAUUCACAUUUCAGCACUAGUUUUCAUCCUUGUUCUAUCACUUCUAUGAUAUGACAAAUGUAUAAUAUGCUUAAAGAAUUCAUUUUUAUAAUGUAAAUUUUUAACUGUGCAGGAUUCACAUUUCUCUACUGGUACUGUAAUUUUUGUGAAUAAUUUGGUUUACUCUUUUAGCAAAUUUAUUACAAUUAAUAUUUUUCAUUAAUGAACUGAAAGUGUCCUAGCAGUUCAUGAAUGUUCAUCAGUUUCAUGAUGGCAUUACUUUUAUACACAGCUCCAUAUUGCUGUACAUGUGUUUAUUACGAGGGUGUUAAUGGAAACCGAACAAAAUCUUGCAUAUUACAGUUUACCUCAUUGACUACUAAUCAUAUUAUACAAUAUUAUUUAGAAUUAGAGGAUAAUGGUAAAGUGUGUAUAUUUGGGUUUGUUUUUACAUUCUGGUUUGGAGUACUGUAUAGUGAAAAUUAACGUAACUCCAUCCUGGCUGAUACAUUAAUAGCAAUAAUCAUAAACUACAGGGAACAAUUAAGGAUCACAACUUGAGAUAAUUUAGCUUUGAUAAAAUUAAACCUUGUGUGAAGUGUGUAAAGUUAAUGACCCAAAAUGGCCAGAUAUAGAUAUAGUCCCAACAAUUGAUUCUGUAAUGGGAACUAUUUUGUGUAGAGCAAACAUUUUGUUAAUAAAGAUUUCUAUCAGUUCUGAAUAGGACAUUUUUCCAUUAUGUGUUACCAGAGCUGAUCGGUGUUUUGUUUUGGUGAUUAAAGAGCUAACAAGCUUUGAGUAAGCUACUGUAUAUUGCAUACUGGCAGCCUUAUGUCAGCCUCACUGUAAAUGCAUCAGUGAGAUCCAACUUGAUACAUACAAUAUAUUUUUUUGUGAUAUAAUAGGAAUGUACAGGAAUUAAAUUAAUUGUUAAUAUAAUAAACAGCUAGAGAUGAUAGAGACCAGCUGUAGGUACGUUGUACAUGUAAAUAAAGAAACUACAAAUUUAGUAAUUCUUCAACUGGUAGAACCAUGUACUUACCAAGAUUGUACAAGUUUUCAACUUUACCCAUAUAUCAAAUUUAACAGUGCAUUAUAUGCAUCAACACCUUAUAGCCUCAGGAAAUUUAAGUGGUUAACAAAAAUUCUGGAAACACAUUCUAUUUAUUUACCUUUUAGGUUCCUUUUCCAAAGUUUAGUACAGUAUAUGUGCCAUUUUCCACAUUAUUACCCCAUGGCAAGGCUAAUUACAAUACAGUACAGCACUACUAUAUACACUACUGUAAAUUAACAAAAUACUGUAUUGAAUUUUAUUCAAUAAAUUGUUUAUAAGUACCUGUACUGUAAUUUUUAAAUUUUUUAAAUUUUAGAAAAUUGUAGUUUAGAACAUGGCAAAAUCCAUAGUUUUGUCACAAUGCAUUUUAUUGACUACUGUAUUUGUAUAAAUUAGUGCAAUUUUAAGUGUGAUGUAGUAGUUAGUGUGGAAUGUUUAUGUAUGAGAGAAUGACUAUAUGUUGUGGUUUGAAUCAUAGCACUUAUUUGUGUUAUGGAGCAAAAUAUUUUGUAUGUUUUUCUUUCAAUAAAUAAACUUACAAAAUUA